Messenger RNA from Filobasidium floriforme, 1377 nucleotides. Its product is annotated as putative peroxisome organization and biogenesis-related protein. The coding region runs from base 85 to 903 and encodes 272 amino acids. Gene Ontology annotation, biological process: regulation of peroxisome size; peroxisome fission. Lineage: Eukaryota; Fungi; Basidiomycota; Tremellomycetes; Filobasidiales; Filobasidiaceae. The record is from RefSeq and is a predicted model, not a curated record. Gene Ontology annotation, cellular component: peroxisomal membrane. The transcript has 7 exons.
CCUCGGACAGAAAAACGCAGAGAUAGCUUCAGUCGGAAUUACCAGAGAUACAAGCUACACGAAGUCUAGUUUCCAUUUCGCACGAUGUCUCAAGCUCUCCUCGCCCACCUGGUCUUGCACCCCAAGGUCUCUCAAUCCCUCAAGGUCCUCAGCACCACCGUCGGCAGGGACAAGGUCUACCGUCUGAUUCAAUACGCCUCUCGUCUCAUCGCAUGGUACAUCCUCCGUUCAGGCGGUCCUGCAGCCAAGGAGGCUGCUAUGCGGUGGGACGGCCUCAAGUCGGGUCUUGCUAGCGGGAGAAAGAUGCUCCGACUCGUCAAGCCCAUGGAACACCUCCAGUCAGCUCUCAAUACCGCCAAUACGCCGGUCCGCUCCCGGUCAUUGACCCCUCUGGCAUCUCCUCUGGCUUCCUUUGCCCAGGUCGUCCGUCAGCUAUGUUACGCCGGGUACUUGUCUACCGACAUGAUCGUCUGGCUGCAGAGCGUCAAGUUCUUACGACUGAACGCCGACAAACACUCUCGGAUCAACAAGAUCUCUCAACGGUUCUGGAUGUACGGGAUCAUCUCCUCUCUUGUCUCCUCCGUCGCAUCUCUCGUUCGUCUACGGGCCGAGGGGAGGAGGUUGGCUCUCAGCCGUUCGAUCUCGUCCAGCAGCGAGAAGGGCGGGCCGGAGGGUGGGGACGAGGGACAGCGGAGGGAGGAGGGGAAGAGGUUGCUCACCGAACGGGCGACCCUCGUCUCACAAGUCGUCCAAGACUCGAUGGACUUUUGGCUCCCCGCCAACAAUCUCGGAAUCACCACUCUCAACGACGGGGUCAUCGGAGCUCUUGGAGCUGCGACCUCGUACAUGGCCUUGCAACAACAAUGGAUCAAGGUCAACGGUCUACCGGGCAAGGCCAAGUAAUUCCAUCGUCCUCCCUCUCUCGUGCUUCGCGUACCAUCUCCACACACUGUACACAGACUCGAACCUUAGAUCAAAUGCGAUUUACUUCGAUCGCGAUCUCGGUCACGGUACAUGGUCUCUCUCGUCUGCUGUCUGUCGUCCAGAAUGUGAAAGUCACGCUCUCGCUUGCCAGAUAUAUCCCGCUCCAUUCGACGAAUAGUUCCCGAGCGCGGCGAUCUCCAUGUCGACGGGAGCAGUUCAAUCUCGCUAAGACGAGAGCCAAAGUGGUCGUACGAGCACGUCCGAGACAGGAGGGUGGCUGUGAUCGCGAGGUCUUCCAGGCGAAAUGAACGUCUUGACCGAGCUGCCGAGAGUGGAAAUUGGCGAGCCGUGAGUGGACGUGCUCACAUACAAGUCUUCCAGAUGUACAUCUGCCAUCUGCAUAUGUGGAGGAGAAGUCGACGUCGAGACCUGAAAUCCUGGAACAAGUACGGA